AUGAACUUGGCGCAAGCUUCUCCUAAAGCAGUACCAAUACCAGAGAGUCCCGUACAGCCCAAAGCUAUAGAGUUACCACCGCUUCCCAUUCCAACCUUCGAUGGGGAUAUAUGGGAGUGGGAUAACUUCUGGGAGAUUUUCGAUAGCAACAUCAAUUCGAAGGACCUCCCCUGA
This is a messenger RNA of Cooperia oncophora, 174 nucleotides long. The record is from the annotation of a GenBank genome assembly. Lineage: Eukaryota; Metazoa; Nematoda; Chromadorea; Rhabditida; Trichostrongylidae.